Molecule: messenger RNA, 1675 nt
Organism: Cornus florida
Lineage: Eukaryota; Viridiplantae; Streptophyta; Magnoliopsida; Cornales; Cornaceae
Product: zinc finger protein SHOOT GRAVITROPISM 5-like
Exons: 3
Coding region: 293-1408 (371 amino acids)
Cellular component (GO): nucleus
Molecular function (GO): DNA-binding transcription factor activity
Source: RefSeq, a predicted model, not a curated record
CGUCUCUCUCUCACCCUUUGAGCUUUAUAUAGAAGACUUGCCUUAAACUUAUCUGUUCAAGGUGGGGGGUCAAUGAAAAGAAAGCAAGAAAGAUCAUAGAAAAGGCUAGAAGCUUAAAGCUCAAAAGAAAUCUGAUUGCAACAAAGUCUCUCUCUCUCUCCCUCUCUCUCCACGUUGCCUUCUAUGAUUAAAGGUGAAAGAAGCAACUCUCACUUUAACAGCUGCAAAGGUAGGAAUUUUUUUAGCCUCAUCUAUAAGAUGUAUUAUCAAAACACCUAAAGAGAAUUCAUCCAUGUUAGACAACACUGCCUUAACUACUAAUCAAUCUUCUUCUUCUUCCAAUGCCUUAACUUCCUCAGAAAAUGGCAUUAUUAACAAAAGGAAAAGAAGACCAGCUGGUACCCCAGAUCCAGAUGCUGAGGUUGUUUCACUCUCACCCAAGACCUUACUGGAAUCCGACCAGUUUGUGUGUGAGAUCUGCAACCAAGGGUUUCAGAGGGACCAGAACCUACAGAUGCACCGGCGUCGGCAUAAGGUGCCGUGGAAGCUGCUGAAGAGGGAGUCGCCGGAGGUGGCCAAGAAGCGCGUGUUUGUGUGCCCAGAGCGAAGUUGCUUGCACCACCACCCAUCCCACGCCCUUGGCGACCUGGUGGGCAUAAAGAAGCAUUUCAGGAGGAAACACAGCAAUAACAAGCAGUGGGUGUGUGAGAAGUGCUUGAAAGGGUACGCUGUUCAGUCUGAUUACAAGGCACAUCUCAAGACUUGUGGCACCCGAGGACAUUCUUGUGAUUGUGGCCGUGUAUUUUCCAGAGUAGAGAGUUUCAUUGAACACCAAGACACUUGCACUCUCCAGCAGGGUGGGCCGGACUUGCCAGCGUCCCAGCUGGCCCGCUCAUCUGGAAUGGCUUCGAGCACCAGUCCGUCAAGUGACACCAACUUCAUUAUUGCUCCAUUGCCUGGAAUACCAAUAUUGCCAACAAACACUUGCUUGUUGGCCAAUAAUGAAGAAAACCAACGUAAUUUGGAACUUCACCUAUCAAACACUUGCUUGUUGGGCAAUAAUGAAGAAAACCAAGCAACCCAUUUGAAACUCUCAAUUGGGUCAAGCACUGACAGCGAAAUGAAUGAGGAUAGUGAGGAGUUAAAGAUUGCCAUGGGUGAGAAGACCUUUGCCGACGAGGCUAGACAACGAGCAAGGAAAGAUAUUGAGUUGGCCGAGUUGGAAUUCGCCAAUGCCAGGAGAAUUCGCCAACAAGCACUCGCGGAGAUUGAAAAGGCUCAAUUUGUGAAAGACGAGGCUGCAAAGAAGAUCACCUCUAUUAUUUUGCAAAUCACUUGCAAUGGCUGCAAGCAAAUGUCCCAAGCAACAAGAACAGCGGCACAAGUUUAUGAGACUUCCUUUUUCUGAAGUCUUCACAGCCAUAACAGAAGGUGAAAGAGAGCAAUGUCAAACCCAUCACUCAAAUUAUAAUAUAUCAUCUCUCUCUGAAAAAGAAAAAGUCAAUCUCUAUAUUAAACUUUUAUUUGUAAAUAAUCCUCUCUUUUUUCUUUUUUUCUUCUUUUUUUUCAUUUGGUUGUUAUGAUAAUAGUGUGAAAAUAUUGAUUCAAAGAGUGUUGUAACCCGUUCAUUGUCGGAAAUUUCUUGUUUUGUUCAAAGGAAAAAAUUGGAGCACUG